Molecule: messenger RNA, 1545 nt
Organism: Didymodactylos carnosus
Lineage: Eukaryota; Metazoa; Rotifera; Eurotatoria; Philodinida; Philodinidae
Source: the annotation of a GenBank genome assembly
AUGUUCCCUGACUCGAAAGUAGCCGAGCAAUUCAGUAUGGAGCGAACAAAAAUGUCUUAUGUUGUUUCACACGGUUUGGGACCGUAUUUUCAUCGUGAUCUUGUUGAUGAUAUCAAACGUUGUGAACGGUUCGUAUUAUGUUUCGAUGAACAAACCAAUAAUCAAAAUAACAAGCAAGUGGAUCUACUGUUCAAGCACUGCGCUGCAGUGAUCCGUGAUUGUAUUGUCGAAUCAUUUAAAACGGACGGAAUUGAACUAAAACGUCUAUUGAUGAUUGGACAUGAUAACCCAAACGUAAACAAAUCGUUAGAAAAAUUGAUCGAUGAAGAAAUGACAAAAGUCGGUGGAGAACUGCUGAAAAUUGAUCCGUGUCAUAUCCAUGUUGUACACAAUGCAUUUAAAGCAGGUGAGAAACUGGAAAAAGGACCAUUAAUCCAUCUAUUGCAUCAAGAAUUGUCCGACCUGUAUCGUACCGUAUUAUUGUCUUUUCUAACACCACAUUACAUUGGAAAUAGGCAAGGUGGUGAAUUACUAUCGAUCGAUUAUACAUUAGCUGAAAAACAACUUGAUAAUAAACAAAUACGAAUUGACGAACGUGAACUAUUUAUUCAACAAGUGAAAGCAAUUUAUCAUGCUAUCGCCGCAUACCUCAAAUUGAAUCUUCCAUUGAACAAUUCGUUUUUGCGUGAUGUGCAAAUAUUAGACAGUUCUCAUCGUUCCGAUCCAAGUGAAAGUGAUGCAAUCGUUCGUGUCGGUCGCUCUGUACCGGGCCUACUAUUAUCAAAUGAAAUUGAUCUUCUACGUGCUGAGUGGCUCUCGUAUUCACUUGAAAAAAUCGAUGAAUCAUGGAUAAUCAAACGAAGUUAUCAAGAUUCGGAUGGAAAGGAGCGUCUCGAAUAUCAACGAAUCGAUUUUUAUUGGAACAAUGUAUUGUCAAUCCUCCGAAAUAGUGGACAAUCGAAAUAUCCGACUAUGACCAAACUCAUCAAGAACGUUCUCAUCAUUUCACAUGGCAAUGCGGAUGCAGAACGUGAGUUUAGCAUCAAUCAAAAUAUCGUGACCGACAAUCGCACUCUGCUGUCCGAAAAAUACAUCAAUGGUCUCCGUUCAACGUAUGAUGCGGUGAGAUCGCAUGGUUCUGGAUCAGCUCACAAGAUGUCCAUUGGCAUAGAAACAAUUCGUUCGGUUCAAAGAGCAGCGUCAUCGUACAAGGAAGAAAUGUUGAGAAUGAAAGCACUCGUUGCUGCUAAUGAACAAGAAAAUAAACAACUUCAAAAAGUGGCUCAACUGUUGAUCGAAGAAGGAACUCGACGUUUGGAAAAUUCGUUGAAGAAACGCGAUCUAACUGAUGCACAAGCUGCGCAUGCAUUGAUCCAGACCGGAAAUGAUAAAUGGACAUCAACCAGCGAAGAAAUGUCAAAGACAAUGGAGAAGCUAUCGAAAAUUCAGCAAAAACGCACACGUGCUGAACAUGAACAGUCAAAAAAGAAACAAAAAUUGGCUCAUCAGCAGUCCACUAUCCCAAGUGAUAAAAGUGGAAAUUAA